UGACAUCGGAUGCCGCCCACCAUGCUGCCGGCCUGUGUCUGUGCGCUCCUGAUGCUGGGGGGUCACGUUCUUGCCGGAGGGUACCCCCCCAUGCCGCACAUGAAGUACAUGCAAGCCCAUGAUGAAAGGGCCGUCGGACCCCCGUUCAGAGAGGGCAAGGGGCAUUACGUUGACAUGCCACCCGUGUUAGAUGUGAAGGGGGAGCCAGGACCCCAAGGAAAACCAGGACCAAGAGGUCCCGCUGGUCCACCAGGGCAACCAGGAAAACCUGGACUAGGGAACCCGGGCCUCAAUGGACAGCCAGGUCCUCAGGGCCCCCCUGGCUUUCCAGGAAUCGGUAAACCAGGACUUCCGGGAUUACCAGGAAAGAUGGGGCCAAAGGGCAUGUCCGGACACAACGGCGAGGUCGGCCCUCGCGGUGAACCAGGCCCCAGGGGUCAACCAGGGCAGCCGGGACUCCCAGGCCCCUCUGGCCUGUCUCUUAAUGGGAAACCUGGACUUCCAGGCAUCAGAGGCCCACCUGGCUCCAGGGGAGAACCAGGAUUAAAAGGCAUCUCUGGCUCAACGGGUGAGCGCGGCCUUAAGGGUGAGAAUGGAAACGGGACUCCAGGUCCUCCUGGUUUGAGAGGUGCCCCUGGGCUCAAGGGUAGUACGGGACCACCCGGUCUUACAGGCAUUGGUAAACCUGGACCAAAAGGUUUGCCUGGCCUGUACGGCGCCAAAGGUGAUCAGGGUCUUCCAGGGGAUCGAGGGGAACCAGGAGAGGUCGGGCCUCCAGGGCUACAAGGUCAACCAGGUCCUGUGGGGAUAGGAAAGCCUGGAAUCGAUGGAUUGCCAGGAGCACCGGGUCUCUUAGGCUCAAAAGGCGAGCAAGGGCUGAGGGGUCCGCCAGGAUUUCCUGGUACGCCAGGCUAUGGAAAACCUGGUCUGAAUGGACCAAAAGGAGAAAAGGGCCAUAGCGGGCUGCCUGGUCUUCCUGGAGAAAAAGGAGAACAAGGAAUGGUAGGCCUUAUUGGAGAACCAGGUCUUGAUGGACAACCAGGCCCUCCUGGUCUUCACGGCCCAAUGGGACUCCCAGGAAAACAUGGUAUACCCGGACAUAAGGGAGAACUUGGCCCUGGCCCCCAAGGCCCUCCGGGGCUGCCAGGCCUCAGAGGUGAUCAAGGUCCCAAUGGGAACACAGGAAAAGCUGGCAUUCCCGGGGACAAAGGCCUACCUGGGCCAAAUGGAGCAAUCGGAAAACCCGGGCCCAAAGGUGAAGCAGGACAUAUCGGUUUACCGGGUAAUCCCGGGCUGACCGGUGGUCCGGGGCCCAAAGGCGAGCCAGGAUUUAUGGGUACACCUGGCCCCAGAGGUCAGUCAGGCAUCCCCGGUCUUCAGGGACCUAUGGGUCCCAUGGGGCCUCAGGGGGCCCCGGGCUUGAAGGGUGAGCCUGGUUUCCCAGGACUUCCCGGACUGGGUAAAUUGGGCGAGAAAGGACCGAUAGGUCCACAAGGCCCUCCGGGGAAACCAGGCCCUUCCGGACUUAACGGCAACCCUGGUCCCCCUGGUCCUCCGGGGGCCCCGGGUCCUGCGGGUAACGGCCAAACAGUUGUGGCGGGUCCAACGAGUUCUCAGCUGGAAGGGGGUGAAGUGCCGGGAGACCGUAAGGGGCCGGCAUUCAGUCAAGUUCCGCUCUCCGCCUCCUUAGCGCCGGCCUUCACCGCCCUCCUCACCAAGCACUUCCCUCCCUCCGGCAUGCCCAUCAUGUUCGACAAGACUCUGUACAACGGGCAGAACGCCUACAGUCUCUCCACGGGGAUCUUUACUGCCCCGCUGUCCGGCGUCUACUACUUUGCCUACCACGUGCACGUGAAGGGCACCAGCCUGUGGGUGGCCCUGUACAAGAACAAUGUGCCCGCCACCUACACCUACGACGAGUACAAGAAGGGCUACAUGGACCAGGCCUCCGGCAGCGCCGUCCUGGAGCUGAAGGAGGGCGACCAGGUCUGGGUCCAGAUGCCCUCGGAUCAGGCCAACGGUCUCUACGCCACCAAGUACAUCCACUCCUCCUUCUCAGGGUUCCUGCUCUGUCCCACAUAACCCUGCUCCCUCGGGUCCUGCACGGUCCAAGGACCAAAGCCUAGGAAAAUACUUGCAGCCGUCACGAAAAAACUGUCCGUCGCAGCGUUUUUUUUUUUUAGUCGUCCUUUGUGUCUCCUUGCAGCCACGGAAGAACCCUUUAGAAGACGGAGGAGUUUUAUUUGUCUGUGAAUGAUUGCCUUAUUAGUGCGCCAAGUGUUCAAAAAGUGGCGGUGACAUAUUUAGCAUCCACAAAUUGUAAGUACACAACAGUGUCUAUGUCCUUCGAGUCCAGUUUCUCAUUAAAGGGGACCUGUGAUGAUUUUAGGCUACGUUUGAACUCCACGCUCACGUUUUUUUUUUUUGCCAAUGAAGCCACGCCCCCGCCUUCUCCAAAACAUCAGGAUUGGUCUUUAGAAAAUGUACACUCUUUGAAUAUUUAUCUUUAGGUCGUCACCGCUGUUUUUUUCCCCCCCAAGACACGGUCAGAAAUGAACUUGAUACACCUUGCAUAGAUUCACUCGGUCACAACAAUGGGUACACAUCCAACUCACUGUCACUCACAACUAGGCGAGCUCGGAGAAAUCAACUCUCAUCCAAACCGCGAUUGUUAUUUAUUCCGAUUCGAAAUCAAUUAAGAAUUUUCACCCAAAAAAAAAUUUUUUUUGCAAUUUCAUAAUUAUUUCUUAUAUAUAUUCAGAAAUAUCUUUUAAGAAUGAAGACGUUUUUAGGCCAUCUCAUGCUAACUCGUCAUACACCAGCAAAAAAAGGAGGUUUUGUAACAAUAUUGAUUAUUAUACCAAAUAAAAAAAUUGGGAGAAUCGGUUUGAAUCAAGAAUCGUGUUAAAUCGAGAAUUGAUUCCAAAUCGAAUCGUCACCCCAAGAAUCGGAAUGGUGACAUGGCCAAAGAUUCCCACCUCUGAUCACAUCGUAGUGAACCCGGCAAACAGACGUAUCCAAAACUGCGUGCAAGCUCGCACAAUUUUUAUAUAUAUAAAUAAAUAUUUAUUUCGGUUCAUAAUUUUCAAAAAUCUAUUUUUAAUUUUUUUUGCUAUUUUUUUGUUUUUAACAUUUUUAUAUAUUUUUUUUUAAUCAAUUUUUAAAAAGACGUUUUUAGGCCAUCUCCAUGCUAACUCGCUGCGUGUGUAAGUCAUACAUUAGCAACCAAAAGGAGGUUUUGUAACAUUAUUCAUUAUUAUACCAAAUGAAACAUUGGGAGAAUUAGUUUGAAUCAAGAAUCGUGUUAAAUCGAGAAUUGAUUCCGAAUCGAAUCGUCACCCCAAGAAUCGGAAUCGUGAGGUGCCCAAAAAUUCCCACCUCUGAUCACAACGUAGCGAACUCCGCGAACAGACGUAUCAAAAAUUGUGUGCAAGCUCACACCAUUUAUAUAUAUGUAAAAUAUAUAUAUAAAUAUGUAUUCCGAAUCAUCAUUUUCAAAAAUCUAUUUUUGUAUUUUUGUUUUUGUUUUUGCAAUUGUU
Molecule: messenger RNA, 3539 nt
Organism: Entelurus aequoreus (snake pipefish)
Lineage: Eukaryota; Metazoa; Chordata; Actinopteri; Syngnathiformes; Syngnathidae
Gene: col8a2
Product: collagen, type VIII, alpha 2
Exons: 2
Coding region: 10-2082 (690 amino acids)
Molecular function (GO): protein binding
Source: RefSeq, a predicted model, not a curated record